AUGGAUAAAGAUGACACGAAAUCUUCAGAAUCAGAAAUGCAAACAUCGGACUAUAUACAAACAGAAAAAAUACGAAAACCACAGCCGAGUGAUUUUGCGGAAAUCAUGAAGAAUCUAAGCAUAGAUGAUUUCAAAAAUGUUGGUAAAAUGGCGUGUUUCCGUGGUAGUCUCCUAAAUGGAAUCGGUGGUGGUGCCACAAUCGGAGCGCUGCGAUAUAUGCUGAAAGGUAGUAUUCUCUCUGCCUCAAAUUGGGCUGUUGGAUCGUUUUUCUUAAUCUCGAUGGGAUCAUGGGAGUAUUGCAGGAGAAAACGGAGACUGCAACAUGAAAGCAUGUUGGUUGUUGUACAGAAAUUAAACGAACUGAAGAGGAAAAAGACACAGGAAAAAGCAGCUGAAAAUGCAGAGAAAAUUGAUUCUGUUACAACAUAA
Messenger RNA from Racocetra persica, 429 nucleotides. The record is from the annotation of a GenBank genome assembly. Lineage: Eukaryota; Fungi; Glomeromycota; Glomeromycetes; Diversisporales; Gigasporaceae.